This is a messenger RNA of Coregonus sp. 'balchen', 4112 nucleotides long. The record is from the annotation of a GenBank genome assembly. Lineage: Eukaryota; Metazoa; Chordata; Actinopteri; Salmoniformes; Salmonidae.
AAGGAAAACGGAGUUAGAAAUUAUUAUAUAAUCUGUUUCCUUAUUCCUUCAGCGUUUAUAACAGUGUUUCAGGGGGGGAAAACGACACAGUUUACCUGGACAACAGGACGGUGGAAGCAUGAGGGUCGCAGUGGCAAUAUUUGCAGUUUUUGCAUCGGUAGCUGUCACCAUUGACGCUACUGUAUACUUCAAGGAACAAUUUCAGGAUGGAGGUAAAUGUGACUUUCUGAUCAUUCCUAAAACGUUUCUAUGUGAUAGAUUAUGUUUUGGGGAUCAUCUAAUCAAGACCCCAUACCGUACCCUAUAACUUAGUGUUUUGGUCUUCACGGUCUUUUAAUUAAAUAUUCAAUGUUAUUUCUGCAUGUAAUAGUCAAUAACUUUGGUAUCUAGGCUAAUGCUUGGAAAAAGCUCCAUUAUGUAAUUUUUGUUAAAACUAAACUUUUCUGUAUUGUGGUACAUCUACACCAUGUGCGUUAAUGGAGUUUUUGUUUUGUUAUUUUUGCAUAAUAUCUAUUUGAAAGUGAAUUGACAUGAAAUAUCAUUAUGGUCAGCCUUUUUACACUGUGUAGAAGACGCACCAUUUUUUUAUGUAUAAAAAACUUUUGACAUAGUAUCAAAGUGAAAUCCAUUAUUGUCAUUUUGUUUCAUCAAAGUAUUAUAUGACUCAGCAGUGCACUGUAUCUGAUUCUUUCACUUUUGGUUUGUUCUUUGAUUUCCUGCAGUCCUUACUCAUCCAUGUGACUUCCCCUAGAUCCUGACUGAUAAGAUUGUAAAUGUUGUUUUCAGAUGCAUGGAAGAGCCGGUGGCUUGUAUCGAAGCACAAGUCAGACUAUGGCGAGUGGAGACUGACUGCUGGGAAGUUUUAUGGCGACGCUGAGGCCGAUAAAGGUGAGCUGAAUAGGGAUAUACAGUAGUUUGAUCACGACAAGAUGUUUAUGCCCAAUUCCUUCACUAAGUCUGAGUUUGCAUAUGCCAAAUGGUUGCACAUGGCUCCCUUAGAUUGUGGAUUGUUGUCAAUGCAAAUGUAAAGUGUAUUCUCGCCAACCCUAAUCAAAAUAUAAUCCACAUGACAUACAGUACUGUAAACUCACUAUACAUCACUCACCUCCUAUACCUUAUACCUACUGAUGUUAAUGUAUUAUCUUCUUACCUGUUCCACAGGUCUCCAGACCAGCCAGGACGCCCGUUUCUAUGCUAUGUCCAGCCGCUUUGAACCCUUCAGCAACGAGGGCAAGCCCUUGGUGGUCCAGUUCACUGUCAAACACGAGCAGAAGAUUGACUGUGGCGGUGGAUAUGUCAAAAUCUUCCCAGCAGACCUCGACCAGGCAGCUAUGCAUGGGGACUCGCAGUAUUACAUCAUGUUUGGUGAGUGGGUGCAGAGCACCAAUAGUUUUUCUGACUGAGGAGUGACUUUUGGUCAGAGAUGAAUUCCUCUGUGUAUAUUUCUUAAUUCAAUUAUUUUACUUUUAGAUUUGUGUGUAUUGUUGUAUAUUGUUAGAUAUUACUGCACUGUUGGAGCUAGGAACACAAGCAUUUCGCUACACCCGCAAUAGCAUCUACCAAAUAUGUGUAUGCGACCAAUAAAAUUGGAUUUGAUUUAGUGACCCUCGUCAUUUAAAUCUUUACAUUCAGUGAGACAUUCAUUCAGUGAGACAUUUUUAGAAAUGCAUGGAUUGUAUGGUAGAUUCUGUGUUUUAUUGACAUGACAAUCAAUAGAUUAAAUGCUCUCUACCCAUCCAUCCCACAGGGCCUGACAUCUGUGGCUACAGCACCAAGAAGGUUCACGUCAUCUUCAACUACAAAGGCAAGAACCACCUCAUCAAGAAAGAAGUCAAAUGCAAGGUACGCCAUUUUAAAUCCCUCAGCAUUGAAUUAUGUUACUGCAUAUUACCUGUCAGGCCUUUCUUUGCCUCUAACCUAACCCCUGCUGUUCUCCACUUUGUCCUUUCAGGAUGAUGAACUGACACACCUGUACACUCUGAUCCUGAACCCGGACCAGACAUACGAGGUGAAGAUCAACAAUGAGAAGGUGGAGUCAGGCACUCUGGAGGAGGACUGGGACAUUCUGCCCGCAAAGACCAUCAAGGACCCCGAGGCCAAGAAGCCAGAGGACUGGGACGACAGGCCCAAGAUCGACGAUCCUACUGACACCAAGCCAGAGGUGAGCCUCUUUGAAUGAAGAUAUUUGAUCAAACGUAAACCAGCAUUGAUAUAGGUAAUAUAAGAAUCACGUUUGAGAAAUGUAAUCCAAGGUCCACAGUGAUUUAUAAGAAGUUUAUAAGCUGUUACUGAGACUGGCAAUGUGCUGAAGAGGCACAGCCCUUUUUUCCAUUGGUGUUCAGUCAGCACUGUUUCCCUAUUCGGCCCAAUGCCUCUAGUCAGGAAACACAGUUCCAUCAAUCCAGUGUAAAAUGGACAGAUGAUACCAAUGUUUCCCCAAGGCUAGUUACUCUUACAUAAUGGGUAAAAAAAAUGGAACAAUUUGAUAGCUAUCACAUUUCAUUCUGCCAUAGUAUGUGCCCAUUGUGCUUAACACAUGUUGUAUGAUCUUUCUUCCUGCCGUUAACAGUCAUUUGACUAUUAAGGCCAAUGAGCAUGAGAUUUCUGUGGUCCUGGUUUAGUUACACCAUUUCAGGAGUGAUCUCUCUCUCUUUUGUCCAAAGCACUUUGUUUAGUUCUGUCACUGGCCAAGUUGUAACUAAUCUUGAACUUUCUCACUAGGACUGGGAGAAGCCUGAGAACAUCCCUGACCCUGAUGCUAAGAAGCCUGAUGACUGGGAUGUGGACAUGGAUGGAGAGUGGGAGCCUCCUAUGAUCCCCAACCCAGAGUAUCAGGUACACACUGAGUUUGAACCAGUGGCUAACAACGCUUAAAUAUAACUUCAAUUAUUAGGCUGUUAUAAAUGCUUAUAAAUUAUGUAAAUGCUGAUAAAGCUUAUUAUGUUAAUAUAUUAUAGAAUCCUCAUGCAUUAAUAGCAUAUACAAUACUUACAAAUAGUUUAUUAAUAUUUAUUAAUACAAGUUAUUAUUGAGUGUUAUCCUUCCAUGAGCUGCAUUAUACAGCUAGUUGUGCACCACUGGUAGUCUUAUAUCUGGCCUUGUCUUAUCAGGGAGAGUGGAAGCCAAAGCAGAUUGACAACCCCGACUACAAAGGUACCUGGGUGCAUCCUGAGAUCGAUAACCCUGAGUACACAGCCGAUGCCUCCAUCUACAAGUUUGACAACAUUGGAGUGCUGGGUCUGGACCUGUGGCAGGUAUGUUAGACAUUAGACAAUGAAUGAGAAAUGUGUAGCUGAAGGGUAAUUAUGGGCUUGAUGUUACAUUUGUUUGUCUGUCUUUCUAUAGGUGAAGUCUGGCACCAUCUUUGACAACUUCCUGAUUAGUGAUGAUGUAAAGGAGGCGGAGGAGUUUGGAAACGAAACCUGGGGAACUACAAAGGUAGGAUUUUGUUAUAUUCAUGAUACGUUUCUAUUUUGGCAUAAGUUAGUAUGAGUUCAAUUUGAUAUUAAUUUUCUAAUGUUAGACCAAAAUACACCAGUCCCAUAGCACUCUGUCUCUCAAUGACCCAUUUUCCUUCUUUGUAAAACAGGAACCAGAAAAGAAAAUGAAGCAUGCACAGGAGGAGGAGGAGAGGAAAGCGAGAGAAGAGGAGGAGAAGAGCAAGAAGGACACAGCUGAUGAUGAGGGGGAUGAAGAUGAAGAGGAUGAUCCAGAGGAGGAGGAAGAUGAGGACAGCCCAACAGAAGAGGAGGAAGAGGAAACUCCCAAGAAGGACAAGGAUGAGUUGUAAAUGAAACCGAACAGAAUAUAUUUCUGUCCCGCCCUAUCUCCUCUCCAAUGGACUGACUGCUGUGCAUCAUCACGUUGAGUAAUACCCUAUGGACUUGCCCCUCCUGUGGCAACCUAUUUUUCAGGUGUAGGGGUGGGAAAGGGUUAAAGGGGCAGGCAAUGUUUGCCUUUUUUAAGGUGUUUAGGGUUGAAGAACUGGGUUUAAGUUUUAUGUUUCUGUGAGAAUGCUUAAUUUAGGAUAAUCUCCCCCUGUUCAGAAUGUGGUCUAUCCCGUCCCUGUGUCCUACAGUUGCUCUAGGUGUUGCUGCCACUAGGUGUUGCUG